Mesocricetus auratus (golden hamster) is the source of this 3779-nucleotide messenger RNA. It is a transcript of the gene Slc34a2, whose product is annotated as solute carrier family 34 member 2. Gene Ontology annotation, molecular function: sodium:phosphate symporter activity. The record is from RefSeq and is a predicted model, not a curated record. The transcript is spliced from 13 exons. NCBI's taxonomy places the organism in Eukaryota, Metazoa, Chordata, Mammalia, Rodentia, Cricetidae. The coding region runs from base 33 to 2237 and encodes 734 amino acids. Gene Ontology annotation, biological process: sodium-dependent phosphate transport; intracellular phosphate ion homeostasis. Gene Ontology annotation, cellular component: apical plasma membrane; vesicle; brush border.
GGCAGGCGGUCCUGGAAUGUGCGAGGGGCGUGAUGACAGCGACUGCCGCCGGCCUCUUUGCGCAACACCUUCACUGUAUAUAUACCGGGCGCUCAGCUGCGCUCCACCUGGGUGCCUCCUGCAGUCCCUUACCUGCGAAGGGAGCGCUGAUCAUGGCUCCUUGGCCCGAGUUGGAAAAUGCCCAUCCCAACCCCAAUAAAUUCAUUGAAGGGGACUCUGGUCCACAGUCUAACGCAGCAGCCAAGAACAAGGAGACCAGCAAAAAUGACAGUGGGGCUCCUGUAACCAAGAUUGAACUUGUACCUGCCUGUUCCACCGUGGUCCUGAUAGAGGAACCCGCUGAGGGGAAUGACCCCUGGGACCUGCCUGAACUCCGGGACACCGGCAUCAAAUGGUCAGAGAGAGACACCAAAGGGAAGAUUCUCUGCAUUUUCCAGGGGAUUGGGAAAUUCCUUCUUCUCCUGGGCUUCCUCUACUUGUUCAUAUGCUCCCUGGAUGUACUCAGCAGCGCCUUCCAACUGGUUGGAGGAAAAGUGGCUGGCCAGUUCUUCAGCAACAACUCCAUCAUGUCUAACCCUGUGGCUGGGCUAGUGAUUGGGGUGCUGGUGACCGUCAUGGUGCAAAGCUCCAGCACGUCUUCUUCCAUCGUCGUCAGCAUGGUCGCUUCCUCGCUGCUGACCGUGCGGGCUGCCAUCCCCAUCAUCAUGGGGGCCAACAUCGGAACCUCCAUCACCAAUACUAUUGUGGCACUUAUGCAGGCAGGAGACCGGAAUGAGUUCAGAAGGGCAUUUGCAGGGGCCACUGUCCACGACUUCUUCAACUGGCUCUCCGUGUUGAUACUCUUACCCCUGGAGGCUGCCACCCACUACCUGGAGAUCCUGACCAACCUUGUGGUGGACACCUUCCAGUUCAAACGUGGAGAAGAUGCCCCAGACAUUCUGAAAGUCAUCACAGACCCCUUCACAAAGCUGAUCAUCCAGCUGGAUAAAAAGGUCAUCCAGCAAAUUGCAAUGAAUGACCCAGGAGCCCACAAUCAGAGCCUGGUGAAGAUCUGGUGCAAAACCGUAACCAACGUGACUCAGAUGAAUGUCACCGUUCCCUCACCUGAUAACUGCACCUCUCCUUCAUAUUGCUGGACCGAUGGCGUGCAAACUUGGACCAUCCAGAAUGUCACCCACAAGGAGAACAUUGCUAAAUGCCAGCACAUCUUCGUGAAUUUAAAUCUCCCAGAUCUUGCUGUGGGCAUCAUCCUGCUUAUUGUUUCCCUGUUGGUCCUCUGUGGCUGUCUGAUUGCCAUAGUCAAGCUCUUGGGUUCUGUACUGAAGGGACAGGUCGCUACUGUCAUCAAGAAGACCCUUAAUACUGAUUUCCCUUUUCCCUUUGCCUGGUUGACUGGCUACUUAGCAAUCCUUGUGGGUGCAGGCAUGACGUUCAUCGUGCAAAGCAGCUCCGUGUUCACUUCUGCCAUGACACCACUCAUUGGUAUUGGCGUGAUCUCCAUUGAGAGAGCAUAUCCACUCACGCUGGGCUCCAACAUUGGCACCACCACCACUGCCAUCCUGGCAGCCUUAGCCAGCCCAGGAAGCACCUUGAGGAGUUCUCUCCAGAUUGCCCUGUGCCAUUUUUUCUUCAACAUCUCCGGAAUCUUGCUGUGGUACCCAAUCCCAUUCACCCGACUGCCCAUCCGCCUGGCCAAAGGCCUGGGCAACAUCUCUGCUAAGUAUCGCUGGUUCGCCGUCUUCUACCUCAUCUUCUUCUUCGUGAUGACCCCGCUGACGGUGUUUGGCCUGUCUCUGGCGGGCUGGCCGGUGCUGGUGGGAGUGGGUGUGCCCAUCAUCCUGCUGGUGCUCCUCAUCGUGUGCAUCCGGAUGCUGCAGUCCCGCUGCCCUCGCAUCCUGCCUCUGAAGCUCCGGGACUGGAAUUUCCUGCCCUUGUGCAUGCACUCUCUGAAACCGUGGGACAACGUCAUCUCCCUGGCCACCACCUGCUUCCAGGGACGUUGCUGCUGCUGCUGCCGCGUCUGCUGCCGAGUGUGCUGCAUGGUGUGCGGCUGCAAGUGCUGCCGCUGCAGCAAGUGCUGCAGGGACCUUGAGGAGGGGCAAGAGGAGCAGGACGUCCCAGUCAAGGCUUCUGGGGCCUUUGACAAUGAAGUGAUGAGCAACGAGUGCCAAGAUGAGGGCAAGAGCCCAGUGGAGGCCAUAGGCAUGAAGGCCAUGUCUGACACCACGGUGUUCUAGGGGGACCUCGGAGUCGGAGGAGGGGAGAGAGAGGAUCCACCUCUCCCAUGUCUCUUGCCACCUCACCAGAGCUCCUGGGGAGGAGCAGAGCUGAUAUCCUAUGUGGGUGUCUCAGCCUUAACUUGUCCCGUGCUUCCCAAGUGCCUCCCUCUCUCUCCUAAGACAGAGGACAGAGAUUGAGACUGAAUGUGGCCCCACAGAUGACAACAUCCACUCCUGGCCCAGAAUAUGUUUUCAAUGAGCCAUCCUCACCCGAAGGACAAGUGUUAAAGGAGGCGUCAGGGAAGGUUGCGUGGAGGGCCUCUGUAAAGAGUAUUUGUAAAUAGAUGUACAAAGCUGGUCUUGGUAUAAAGUUUCAACCACAUUUUUCUUUUUUAUUUUUAAUCAAAGUCUACUCCCCAUGCCCGCUAGCUUUCCCUAGGCAUCCCUGCCCCAGAUCAGCCAGUUCAGACAAAAUGAAGCAAUUGUUUGGAGCCCAUAGGUGUGGGGCUUCCUAGUUUACAUCACAGGACAAGCCUUUCUCCAUCAGAGCUUCAGCCGGAUGGGUAUGGCCAAUCCAAGCAGUUGACCACAGCUCUCAUCUUCAGCUUUCUGGGAUGGGAGGGUCACACCUGGCUAGGGGUCCAUGACAUUGCCUUGCAUGCCUACAGUUCUUCACUGGACUUAAUCGUGGCUACAGAAUAAUGGCAGUCCCUUGGUUGGAUAGCGAUAUUCUUUCUGGGUCUUUCAAAGGCCUGUGACCCAAGUCCUCUCUCCACGGCUGCCAUCCGGAACCCAUCUGCCUGUUGAAGGUCCCCUUAUCCCAUUUCUUCUGUGAAGGAGACUUUCUGGGCCAGCUGUCUGUUUCAUCCAUCCACCCCCACCCCACCCCCACUCAUGUCCUCCGUAGAUAAGCUUUGUCCUGCCUGCCUUCCUUCCAGGCCUACAAAUCUCCAGGGGAAUUCUGAGGAGAGAGGAGAUGGGGAGUGGCUAGAUACCCUCAAAUCCUGAUGAAGCUCAGGUGAGCUCCUAUUCACCGGACAACCUUUGCUGUGCCUUUUAGAGCCCCCCCCCCUUGUUCCCAUCAUAGCUUCUCAACCCCCGCCCCCUCCAGCUUGAUUCAGGGGAGGCUGUGUGGCUGUACCACAAGACUGUCCUACACAUCCUCUCCCAACACUCUCUUCACCGUCUGAACAGGCUGACAUGCCAAAUUGACCCCUUCCCAAACAGCCAUUUAUGUGACGUAUUUAUAGCCACGCAUCUGUACAGAACUCUUCAUAAGUUAUGUAGUAAAUAGUGAUUUAUUUUAUAGUGUCUCAUUUGGAAAUGAGGCAGGGUUCUUUUAUGUAUUGUGAAGAACAGAAAGCACCUUUGUGUAUUUUGUAAUACUGCCUUUAAACACACCUCUGAGGCCACGCCACCCCCUCCCCCUGUAAAUAUGUAAGUUACACCCCAGGAGGUGGCUUUGUACUCUUUUUAUUUUUCUUUUUAAAAAUGGGAUCCCUGUUAAUUGUAUUUUUUUACUGGUUGAGGGAAGGGAGAAAUAAAAGAAUCGUCCCCCCA